Messenger RNA from Bufo gargarizans (Asiatic toad), 1038 nucleotides. RefSeq names its product C-X-C motif chemokine 11-like. Gene Ontology annotation, molecular function: chemokine activity; CXCR chemokine receptor binding. Gene Ontology annotation, cellular component: extracellular region. The coding region runs from base 61 to 351 and encodes 96 amino acids. Gene Ontology annotation, biological process: chemokine-mediated signaling pathway; cellular response to lipopolysaccharide; neutrophil chemotaxis. The transcript has 4 exons. NCBI's taxonomy places the organism in Eukaryota, Metazoa, Chordata, Amphibia, Anura, Bufonidae. The record is from RefSeq and is a predicted model, not a curated record.
CUCACUGUAGCUUAGUUACCGCUUUCACUUUAGCAUCACCGUCUGCAUUCAUCCAUCACCAUGUACAGAGCAAUGAUUGUUGUCCUCUGUUCACUGUUCUUACUUCAGUCAUGUGUGCAAGGGAUGUCCCUAUGGGGGAAGAGGCGCUGUUUGUGCAAGGGGUCUGGUGCCAAUUCUGUGGACAUUAAGCAGAUCAAGACAUUGAAAGUAUUUCCACCAAGUUCCAAGUGUGAGAAAAUGGAAAUCGCUGUUACAUUAAAGCAUGGGACAAGGGCAAUAUGCCUCAAUCCUCACUCCAGAAUGGGGAAGAAACUUCUUGAACUUGCAAAGAAAAAAUCAUCUGGAGAGUAAAGAGGAACAAGAUGACAGUAAUGUCUAUUCUACUCAAUAUAAUCCAAUGCGAAUACGGGCUUUAACUAACAUAACCAUCCCUUUUCAACCAUAUUAUCUAUUUGACUCCUAAUCCUUCCUUAAAAAGGUUGUCGAGGAUUAUAAAAACAUGGCUGCUUUCUUCCAGAAACAGUGCCACGCAUGUCCACAGGCUAUGUGUGUGGCAUUGCAGUUCAGCCUAAUUCACUUCAAUAGAGCUAAGUUGCAAUACUAGACACAACCAGUGAGCAGGAGUGGCGCUGUUUCUGGCAGGUGCUUGGCAUAAUGUCCUAAUCAUGCACAACAUCUUGAAAGGGGUAUUCCUGCCUAAAGCAUUAAUCACCUAUCCAAUGGCCGGAGAGGGGGCCCAACCACUGGCGCUGUACUGAGCUAUUCCCAUCAGUGCCAUAGACUCUGCAUAGAUCGGCAGGCUUAAAAAAACUAUUCCAUUCCAUAGCAGCAGUCUUGCACCUGGGGGGGUCCCAGCCCUUGGACCCUCGACUGAUCUAGAAUUCAUCCAAUUUAUAGGACAUAAAUGUUCAUGUCUGGAAUACUCUGUGAAGGUUGAGUAGUCAAAAAGUAAAUGAAAAUGUCAAACAUGUAACCACUGCUUAUAUCUACUAAACUUGUAUUCUAUACAAUAAAUGAACACAGCAUAAUACAAGGCAA